This is a messenger RNA of Penicillium mononematosum, 2232 nucleotides long. RefSeq lists its product as uncharacterized. Gene Ontology annotation, molecular function: ATP binding; ATP hydrolysis activity. Lineage: Eukaryota; Fungi; Ascomycota; Eurotiomycetes; Eurotiales; Aspergillaceae. Bases 1 to 2232 code for a protein of 743 amino acids. The record is from RefSeq and is a predicted model, not a curated record. The transcript is spliced from 6 exons.
AUGUAUGUCGACGAUCGACCCAUCGAGCUUCCCGUCAGUGUACGUCCGACCCAGCCAUCAGUAGACACGAACAAUACCGUGCCAAAGCCCGUGAAGUGGGACGGCCCAGUCAUCACGAUUGAAACUUUUGUUGACGCGGAUAUCCCGAAAGGCAAAACAUGGGAGAUUGCGGACCCACCCCAUAUUGAUCUGUUGAAUCCAAAGCGUGUGUCUAGGCAGCAUCUCGUGGUGAAAUCCCCGUUUAUUGCCGAGGGUCUCGAUAACAUUAUCGAAUAUUAUCCCUCAUUCCACCGAUUACGAUCCGAUGAAUCAGUAAAAGGAAGGGAGCUAAGGAUCCAAGAGCCCUAUGCCGUUCUGUUUCACCACUUUGAUGCCAUCCAAGCGAUGGCCGAUAGAACGGCAACGAUGUGCAAGACUGGACAUGACGGCGACACUCAAAUGAUAGACCUGACGAAAGGGCACAUGCAACAUCUGAUAGAAUUUAUCAGGCCCAUCUACGAAGAGCGUAUCUUGACUUGUCAGAAAAGUCUCCACGAUUCUGUUCCCCGGGUGGCAUUUGACAUGAUCUGGUACCUUCUGACACCCGGGACAGAUGUAUAUGUUCAGGUUGACGGGUCGACCCAUGCUGCGGUUGUGAUGGAGGUCAGGCCCAAUGGCAUCAAUCCGGGUGAUGUCUGGGGACCCGUGAAUGAAGAGCGGUGGCUCGUUGAUCUGUGGCGACUAGAGACCGAUGGCUCCCGUCUCCGACGUGGCUUGAUCACCACGCAGGUACACGCUUAUUCUGGUCUCCAUGAAAUCACAAGUCUGCCAGUAUGUCCAGUUUCUAUAUGGGACUCCUGGGACAGUGGCGAGCGGCGCAGGCAGAUCUUACGUCGGAGUGCCACCUUCUUCAAGGCGCUUCGUGAGGGGAACCUCCUCGCGGACUACAAUGGGCCCAUCAAAGAAACGAACCAAUAUUACACCGGAAAGGUGGUGAUUGACCAUAGGAGAGGGCUCGCAGACCCUGACCACCACCGGCCUAUGCCGCCGCGCGUCAGGGACUUUUCGGAUCGGUUCCAGGAGUAUGAUGACAUCCUUAUCAACAACAAUCGGUCCUUCCACACCACAGAAGAUACCCGGCAACGUACCACAGAGCGAGGCAGCAAUGACGCCGUCAUCGAUUGGCAGGAUGGCCAUAAUUUUAUAAGCGCCAAUGUGUACCAGGACACUGAAGCGCCUGUUGUGGAGUCCAGCGGUCCUAUCGUUCGUGAGCUCACCGAGCAUCAACUUCUUCUGUUAUGCCCAGAUGCUCUGGCAUAUGCUCUGCGAUAUAAGCAAUGGAUCUUGCUUUCUCUCGACUACAUUCAUGAAUCGGUGCCGUUAGAUGAGAGUAUUUCAAAUCUAGUUAUUGGACAAGACGAGCUGAAGACUAUCCAGGCUCUCUCAAACCGCCAAAAUAGCAAGAUCGGGCAUUGGUCUGCCGACUUCAUAGAGGGAAAGGGUUCUGGGCAGAUUAUAUUACUCCACGGUCCUCCGGGUGUUGGCAAAACUUACACAGUUGAGGCUAUCUCUGAGUGGUUGCACCGGCCGCUCCUCGCGCUCACAGUGGCUGAUAUCGGCACAAUUGAGACACUAGUCGAAGGCCACCUCAUGAAAUGGUUUAAUCUCGCGGAAGCCUGGAAUGCGGUGCUACUCGUUGAUGAAGCGGAUAUUUUUCUUGAACGACGUCAGAAUCGAGAUCUCGCCCGAAACGGAUUGGUAUCAGCCUUUCUCCGACGAAUGGAAUAUUUUAAAGGCCUCCUCUUCCUAACCACCAACCGUGUUGGACAGAUUGAUGAUGCCUUCAUUUCACGCGUCCAUGUCGCAAUCGGGUACCAGUCUCUCAAUGAAGAAACGCGGCGGAAGGUCUGGAACGGCUUUUUCCGGAAGCUGGUGUGCGACCGCGCGGGUAAGAUCCAGAUCGCACCGGACGCGAAGAAGUGGGUUCUCGAUACCACCAACGAGACACAACUGAACGGGCGCGAUAUCCGCAAUGCACUACAGACGGCUAUCACGCUGGCGGAGUUCGAGAGCGAAGAGGAUCCGGAAUACAAUGAGUCACUGGUGACGAUUGUCACUAAAGCGCACUUUCAGAAGGUGCUAGAGAUGUCUAAUCGGUUCCGUAAUUAUGUUACGAGCAUUCGCAGGGAAGACGAGCAGAAGCGCGCUCAGGGGCGCGGGGAUCGGAACGAUUAUGGGCGGGAUUGCUACUGA